Messenger RNA from Urocitellus parryii (Arctic ground squirrel), 1044 nucleotides. The record is from RefSeq and is a predicted model, not a curated record. Lineage: Eukaryota; Metazoa; Chordata; Mammalia; Rodentia; Sciuridae.
GAAGAUGAACUUUGAGAGUUUCUCAGUUUCUGAAGAUCAUGCAGAUGAACGUCAAUACUGGGGUUCAGAGCUCCAGCUACCUACUCUAAGUUUUGAAGAUGUUUUAAAAAAUGAUGAACAUGCAUACAAGUGGCUCUCCAGCCUCAAGAAAGUAGGCAUUGUGCGACUCACCGGAGCAUCUAACAAGCGAGGAGAAGUAACAAAACUUGGGAAAAGGAUUGGUUUCCUCUAUCUCACAUUUUAUGGACAUACUUGGCAAGUGCAAGACAAAAUUGAURCAAACAAUGUGGCUUACACAACUGGGAAGCUAAGCUUUCACACAGAUUAUCCAACCCUCCACCAUCCACCUGGGGUUCAGCUUCUGCACUGCAUAAAACAAACAGUCACAGGGGGUGAUUCAGAAAUUGUAGAUGGGUUUAAUGUGUGCCAAAAGCUCAAGGAAAAAAAUCCUCGGGCAUUCCAGAUUUUGUCUUCCACCUUUGUGGACUUUACAGACAUUGGAGUGGAUUACUGUGAUUUCUCUGUACAAUCUAAACACAAAAUUAUAGAGUUAGAUGACAAAGGCCAAGUGGUUCGCAUCAACUUCAACAAUGCAACUAGAGACACGAUAUUUGAUGUACCUGUUGAGAGAGUUCAACCUUUUUAUGCUGCUCUAAAAGAGUUUGUUGAUCUCAUGAACAGCAAAGAAAACAAGUUUAUCUUCAAGAUGAAUCCAGGUGAUGUGAUUACUUUUGAUAAUUGGCGCUUACUUCACGGCCGACGCAGCUAUGAAGCAGGAACUGAGAUAACCCGCCAUCUGGAGGGAGCCUAUGCUGAUUGGGAUGUGGUGAUGUCAAGGCUUCGCAUCUUAAGGCAGGGCGUUGCUAAUGGGAACUGAACCUUGUGUCUCUAAUUUUAAUAAGAUUUCAGUGACUGCAUUUAUAAGAUAUGUCACGGUUAUUCAAAAGAUCACCAUCUGUAUGGUUCACAUAUCAAUUUAGCACUGAACAUGUAACUCCCUCACAACAGUACACUGUUGCUUGUAAUUCUACUCAAUGUCAGCCU